AUGGCGGCCAAAUAUCUCUUCGUGUCGGUGCCCUCCAGCAUAACCCCCUCGGGCCACAAGGACGACGCCCUGGCGUCGGUACAGAAAGCGGCCAACCCGUCCAACGGCGACGUCCUCCCCUUCUCCAUCCCCGACUUCAAGAUCGGCACGCUCGAUGCCCUGUUACAGCAGUCCGAGGAACUGGCCAAGCUGGCCGCCGUGUGUCACGGCGUGGUGGGCAAAGUCGGGGACACCUUGAAGAAUAUCCUGGACGGGGACGAGGAGAAGAUUGCCAUGCACAAGAACGUCAAUGAUAAACCACUCGAGCAGUACCUGCGAAGCUUCUCAUGGAACAAAGUCAAAUACCGCGCCGACAGGCCGCUGUCGGAGCUGAUUGAUCUCCUACAGAAGGAAGCAAAUUCGAUAGACAACGACGUCCGGUCCAAGUACAACCAAUACAACUCCCUCCGCACCUCCCUGCAAUCCCUACUUCGCAAACAGACCGGCAACCUCUCGACGAAGUCCCUCGCGCCUCUCAUCACCGACCCCAAACUCCUGGUGCAGAACCAACACUCGGAGCAUCUGGAAACCCACUUGAUCGCCGUGCCGAAUUCCAACGUCAAAGAGUUCAUGAGGACCUACGAAACAUUGGCCCCGAUGGUCGUUCCACGUUCGGCGACCUUUAUCGCCCAGGACCAGGAAUACAGUCUGUACGCGGUGACGUUGUUCCGGAAGCAUGCGCAAGAGUUUGUGCACAAGGCCCGGGAGCGGAAGUGGGUGCCCCGAGACUACAAGUACAAGGAAGGCGGCAAGGAAGAGGAGGAAAAGGAGGUGAAGAGGGUCGAGGCCGAGGAGAAACGAGUCUGGGGAGAGACACUGCGGUUGGGUCGGACGGGCUGGAGUGAGGCGGUCAUGUGUCUCGUGCAUGUAGUCGUGCUGAGGGUAUUUGUCGAAACCGUCCUGAGAUACGGCCUGCCGCUGGAUUAUGUGGCUGUUCUGAUCAAGACGGACUCGAAACGCGAAAAGAGAGUGCGUCAAGGUCUGGACAGCGAGUACUCGUAUCUGGCAGGCAAUGCGUUCGGACGGGACAAGAAGGGCAGGGUGGUGAAAGAUGAAGGGACGGGCCAGCAAGACAUGGUGGCCGCCGGCGACCAAGGAGAGUAUUCGGCCUAUGUGUGUUACGAUAUCGAGGUCGAAUGA
This is a messenger RNA of Fonsecaea erecta, 1179 nucleotides long. RefSeq lists its product as hypothetical. Gene Ontology annotation, molecular function: proton-transporting ATPase activity, rotational mechanism. Gene Ontology annotation, biological process: proton transmembrane transport. The transcript is spliced from 4 exons. Lineage: Eukaryota; Fungi; Ascomycota; Eurotiomycetes; Chaetothyriales; Herpotrichiellaceae. Bases 1 to 1179 code for a protein of 392 amino acids. Gene Ontology annotation, cellular component: vacuolar proton-transporting V-type ATPase, V1 domain. The record is from RefSeq and is a predicted model, not a curated record.